This is a messenger RNA of Rotaria socialis, 348 nucleotides long. The record is from the annotation of a GenBank genome assembly. NCBI's taxonomy places the organism in Eukaryota, Metazoa, Rotifera, Eurotatoria, Philodinida, Philodinidae.
AUGACAAAUUAUUCAACGAAUUAUAUUUAUUUUUUAAAAAAACAAGCGGAAAAGAAAAUAGGCAUUGAUUUAAAUGGUGAUGGCGUUAUUGGCUCAGGCAAUGGAAAUCGAAAUGGAGGUGGAGGUGGAGGUGGAGGUGGAGGCAUUAUGAAUAAAAUAGAAACAGCUACUCAUAUGGAUCUCAAUGGAGAUGGUCAUGUUGGUGGUGGUCAGGGUCAUGGAUCAAAUACUCAUCAGUCCGGAGGUGCUGGCGGUGGUUUAAUGAAUCAACUUGAAAAAGUCACUCAUAUGGAUCUAAAUGGCGAUGGUCGUGUUGGUGGCAGUAGUCAGGGUCAUGGAUCACAUUGA